AUGGGGCGCAGGCGCUGGAGUUUCUCGGCUCUAACAUCUGUUCUUCUAUCGCUCCUAUUCCAGGCUAGGGCCUUCACACACAUACGGACCAACCUGUGUAAGUGGUGUGACCAUACCAGCCCCGUGUGUGAAGACAACAUCUGCAUGACAAACUGCACCCUGACCUCCUUCUGUAGCCUGGCAGAAGAGGUCUGUGUGGCCAUAUGGCGUAAAGACAACGAGAGUGUUAGCGUGCGGACCUUGUGCCAUCAUCCUCAGCAUGCCAUAGAGAACAUAAUGCUAUCGAACUACUCCUCCACGGAGUGUGUGAUGACACCCCAGCCAUCUGAGGACGGACUGCUGUUUGUCUGUGGCUGCAUCGGACUACACGAGUGCAAUGACAAGCUUAUAUUCGACAAAGGAGCCAACGGUUUCUCCAAACUCAAGAGCAAAGACGUGAUUCCGGUGGUUGUGAUUAGCCUUGUUCCUCCAUUGCUGAUCGCCAUCAUUGCUACGAUGGCUUUCUAUCUGUACCGUACUCGCCAGCCCAGCAAACAGCCCAAAGAGUGGGCACCAAAGCGAACCCAUUACCAAUCCCUAGACCCCCCCGAGGGUUGUGCAGGGGAAGCCAACGGUAGCGACUACCACGGCAAACUGUCGAGCUUUACCGACGACGUCCACUCCGACGUGUCCUCCACUUGCGCGAACAAUCUGAAUCACAACACGGAGCAUCUCCCCAUCCAGUUGGAGGCGCUGGUGGGCAAGGGCCGGUUUGCCGAGGUGUGGCGGGCGCGACUCAACCACAGCGACAGCGGCCAGUACGAAACCGUAGCCGUGAAGAUCUUCCCGGCCGUAGAGUACGCCUCGUGGCGGAACGAACGUGCCAUCUUUUCUGACGCAAACUUGAAGCACGAGAACGUGGUACAGUUUCUGACAGCGGAACAGCACGGGGGCACCGCUAGUUCCCCUCAGAGACAGUACUGGCUCAUCAUGGCUUACCACAGCUUGGGUAACCUCCAAGACUACCUGGCUAAUCAUAUUCUCAGCUGGACUGAGCUGUGCUCAUUGGCAGGCUCUGUGGCACGCGGACUGGCACACUUGCACAGCGACGUUACCCCCUGUGGCUCCCCCAAGGUGCCCAUCGCUCACAGAGACCUGAAAAGCAGCAACAUCGUGGUAAAGAACCAGCACGAGUGCGCUCUCUGUGAUUUCGGUUUGGCGCUGCGGCUCGACCUCUCUCUCACAGUAGACGACUUUGCAAACAGCGGGCAGGUGGGCACCGCACGCUAUAUGGCCCCCGAAGUCCUGGAGUCUCGAGUCAAUCUGGAGGAUCUGGAAUCCUUCAAGCAGAUGGAUGUAUACUCUAUGGCAUUAGUGAUGUGGGAGAUGGUCUCUCGCUGUGAUGUCAUUGGAGAGGUUAAAAGCUACGAACCGCCGUUCGGCUCCAUGGUGUGUGAGCAGCCGUGUGUGGAUAGCAUGAGAGACCUGGUUCUGAGGGACAGGGGUCGCCCAGACAUCCCCUCAAGCUGGACCACCCAUCAGGGCAUGCAGCUCCUGUGUGCCACAAUCACUGAGUGCUGGGACCACGACCCAGAGGCCCGUCUGACGGCACACUGCGUGGUGGAGCGUUUCAACAGCUUGGCCCACGAGGAAGAGGGUAACGGUACCGCCAUCUCUACCGUUCAGCAAAACUCAUCGGCCCCCUCCGCUCCUGUUCCAUCCCCCUGCACGGAGCACAGCACUGACUCCCAUCCUGCUCCUGCUCCCAUAGCUGACUCACAACCUGCUGAGAAGUCAAGACCAAGCAGUGAGGAGUGA
Chanos chanos (milkfish) is the source of this 1797-nucleotide messenger RNA. It is a transcript of the gene tgfbr2l, whose product is annotated as transforming growth factor beta receptor-like. The transcript is spliced from 7 exons. The coding region runs from base 1 to 1797 and encodes 598 amino acids. Gene Ontology annotation, biological process: cellular response to growth factor stimulus; heart development; cell surface receptor protein serine/threonine kinase signaling pathway. The record is from RefSeq and is a predicted model, not a curated record. Gene Ontology annotation, molecular function: ATP binding; transforming growth factor beta receptor activity, type II; metal ion binding. NCBI's taxonomy places the organism in Eukaryota, Metazoa, Chordata, Actinopteri, Gonorynchiformes, Chanidae. Gene Ontology annotation, cellular component: signaling receptor complex; plasma membrane.